Messenger RNA from Drosophila elegans, 527 nucleotides. RefSeq lists its product as uncharacterized. The transcript is spliced from 2 exons. Bases 71 to 427 code for a protein of 118 amino acids. Lineage: Eukaryota; Metazoa; Arthropoda; Insecta; Diptera; Drosophilidae. The record is from RefSeq and is a predicted model, not a curated record.
UCGUUUAUUAGUAUAUCUUGCUCCCAUACUCUUGUUUGCUCUACACAUCCAGGGAAAAAAUAUCUUCUCGAUGAAAAACAUGGAAGAAAAUAGCGAGGAAAACAGUCGGAAAAUGGAUAAACAGUUUUCUAACUUAGAGAACCAUGAAAAGAAGGUGUUCAACAUCAAACCCGCUAAUAACGCUCACAUUCGAUUCUCUUACUACCUUCCUAAGGGGAAAAAUCUUUCGACUUCCACUGGCAAGAAGAGAAAGGAAUCCGAGUAUUUUCUUAAUUUUGUUUUUAACAAUAAUCGAAAACCCAAAAUGGCGCUGGAUCGAAAAACCAUCUCCAAUAAACUGAAAAUGCGACGAACUGGUAGACGAUUUCUGCCCAAUGGAAUGCCCAAUCCUUAUAAAUAUUUUCCGCUAAAAGGCGAAGAUAUGUAAAUAUAAAAAUCACUAUCUAUUGUUUGGUUUACUUUCUCAACCAGCCCUAAAUGUUUACUCACUGAUAAUAAAAAUAACUUUAUACUACUUAUUCAUUAAC